Molecule: messenger RNA, 1068 nt
Organism: Fonsecaea monophora
Lineage: Eukaryota; Fungi; Ascomycota; Eurotiomycetes; Chaetothyriales; Herpotrichiellaceae
Exons: 1
Coding region: 1-1068 (355 amino acids)
Source: RefSeq, a predicted model, not a curated record
AUGAAUCGGACCCCUUUUGCUCACGAGGACGAGCUCUACCACCAGCUUUACAUUACGUCGGAUCAGCGCUCCGUUCAACGGCGGCCUAAAGCGAUAGCUUCUGCCUCUCAGAAUGGUAGCACUACAAUAGACACUACAACAGAGAAAACCUAUCUUCCUGGCCAGCCGUACAUUGGCCUAGGGGACCCGAGGAUCGGAUCUUAUCUUGAAUCCGAGCUUGUGACGAGAGACCUCAACAAGCUCGCCCCCCACCUUUGGCUAGUCGCCAAACAAGACAGCUCUCAUAUAUCAUCUCUCACCCAUCAGAUUGUCAGAGGGCGUCAGAUCAUCAUCACCGAGAAGCCGGAAUUGCAUCUCGUCUGGAUCUACAAUCGCGUUUACAUCAAGCCAAUACCCAGAUAUCUCUUAUCACAUGCGUUUUGGAAGUUCUACCUCAUCGACAAACACUCACCGGUACCGGAACCGCUGAGACAAGACAUUACAAGAGCAGCUCUUGGCUUUUUGAGGUCAUACCGGUACCUGGUACAGCACAAAUCAGACUUUGUCCUUGCCACAGACGACAAAGUACGGUUGCUGCCCAAAGGCACGCGCCAUUCUGACUUUAUCAGGUUCAUCCGGCGUUUCGAACAGAUGACGGAUACUGACGUCUCGCCACGCUACGAGUUUGGAGAAUUACGAUUAACACGACUGAACUUCUGGACUAAGAUAUUUCUUCGACGCUACACCUAUCAGAAAGUUCACGGGCAGUACGGCGCUUAUUUCGCUCAAUUCUACGGUCCAAUCCUUUUCGUCUUUGGAGUUUUCAGUGUAGCUCUCAGUGCCAUGCAAGUCGGCCUAGCGAUUCAACCUUUCGUCAAAGUGGGACCAUCAUGGACGGUAUUUGCUGAAGUCUCCCGUUGGUUCGCGAUCUCGACACUUUUAUGUGUGGCUCUCAUAGUGCUGUUCCUUAUAGCCAUACUCGCAUCCCUCUCGGGUCGCGAAACCGUGUUCGCUAUCAAGGACCGGAUUCUGAAAGCGACACCAAUGCCUCUAGAAGAUGCCGAGGCCAGAAUGCCCGUGGGUCAGUGA